UGGGCUGCUUUUCCCCUCGAAAUAAUACAAAGUCAUUGCAAACAUCAUCAAAGGAACUUCCCCCAUGCCCUCGACCCAAAUUUACCACUCCGUGCCACUUUCCAACAACGCGGUCACGGUCAGAAACCGCGUCUCUCAGGGGCAUUUUUGUCUUUUUACACUUUCCCUUCUUUGGAUCUUUCUUCGUCUUCGUCUUCCCUCUCGCUUUCUCCGCCAAUCCUUGCUUCUCUUUCGGGGGGAGAGAGAGAGAGAAGGGGAUCUUUUUAUGAGUUUCUGAAGGAAGGAUUGAGCUGCGGACUGCUUCGAGCUUUCCUUUCUCUCUGCGUUAAUGGCGGAAAACGGCGAAGAAAAGUUACUUGCUGUGGCCCGUCACAUAGCCAAGACCCUCGGCCAUAACGAGUCCAUGGCCGAUGAUAUCUUGCAGAUCUUCUCCAACUUCGAUGGCAGGUUUUCCCGCGAGAAGCUCGUUGAAACCCACUCCGGAGACGACGGAUCCGGUGGCGGAUUCCCUGCCCUCGAGCGCUCUUUGAAUUCCUUGGACCGUCAGAUCUCCCGCUUCGUUGCGGCGGAUCAGCCUAUCUGGGCCGAUCCAGCCGACUCCGCCGCCUUUCUCGACGCCAUCGACGAUCUCGUUGUUGCUAUCCGAGAGUGGAGCCCCAUGGCCACCGAGAAGCCCGUCGCCGCCUGCCUCUCACGCGCCGACGAGAUGAUGCAGCAAGCUAUGUUCCGAGUCGAGGAGGAGUUCAAGUCGCUCAUGGAGCGAGGUGCUGAAUCCUUCGAGCUCAACCCACUGGGAGACGCAGCCAUGAGCCACCGUUUCGACUCCGACGAAGAGGAGGAGGAAGGAGAGUACGACAGAUGCUUCCAGGACGGAGAAGACUUCCAGAUCCCGGUGGCCCAGCCGCUCACCGACUACGACGUCGUCAUCGACGCCCUUCCCUCGGCCACGAUCAACGAUCUCCACGAGAUGGCGAAGCGCAUGUUGGGAGCCGGUUUCGGGAAGGAGUGCUCCCACGUCUACAGCUCUUGCAGGAGAGAGUUCCUAGAAGAAAGCAUGUCGAGGUUAGGGUUGCAGAAGCUCAGCAUCGAAGAAGUGCACAAGUUGCCAUGGCAGGAGCUGGAAGAUGAGAUCGAACGGUGGAUUAAAGCCGCCAACGUCGCCCUCCGGAUCCUCUUCCCUAGCGAGCGCCGCCUCUGCGACCGCGUCUUCUUCGGCUUCUCCUCCGCCGCCGAUCUUUCGUUCAUGGAGGUAUGUCGCGGCUCAACCAUUCAGCUUCUGAAUUUCGCGGACGCAAUUGCGAUCGGAAGCCGAUCGCCGGAGAGAUUGUUCAAAGUGCUUGAUGUAUUCGAGACGAUGAGGGAUUUGAUGCCGGAAUUCGAGUCGGUGUUCUCUGAUCAGUUCUGUGUAGUUCUCAGAAACGAAGCCAUCACAAUAUGGAAACGAUUGGGCGAAGCCAUAAGAGGGAUUUUCAUGGAACUUGAGAAUCUCAUCCGCCGCGACCCGGCCAAAGCGGCGGUCCCUGGCGGCGGCCUUCACCCCAUCACUCGCUACGUCAUGAAUUACCUCCGAGCCGCCUGCAGAUCCAGACAAACCCUAGAGCAAGUAUUCGAGGACAGCAAUGGGGGUCCAUCUAAGGACUCGACCCUGUUGACGGUGCAAAUGGCAUGGAUCAUGGAACUGCUGGAAAGCAACCUGGAAGUAAAAUCCAAAGUGUACAAGGAUCCAGCACUGUGCUCUGUGUUUCUGAUGAACAAUGGCAGAUACAUGGUUCAGAAGGUGAAGGACAGCGAUCUGGGUCUGCUCUUAGGGGAAGACUGGAUCAGGAAACACAACGCGAAAGUGAGGCAAUACCAUUCGAAUUACCAGAGGAGCUCGUGGAAUAAGGUGGUAGGAGUAUUGAAGCUGGACAACAGCAACACAACAGCGGGCGCCAUGAAAGAGAAGCUCAAGCAGUUCAAUGUGCAGAUGGAGGAGAUGUGGAAAGCGCAGUCGAGGUGGGUGGUGUUCGACGAGCAGCUGAGAGAGGAGCUAAGGAUAUCGGUCGGAAGGCUACUGUUACCAGCUUAUGGGAACUUCAUCGGAAGGUUCCAGAGCCUUCCGGAGACGGGGAAACACGCCGACAAGCUCAUCAAGUACGGAGUUGAGGAUGUCGAGGCGCGUGUCAGUGAGCUGUUCAACGGGUCCGAAAGCUCGAGAAAGUGAACGUGGAAACCAUAUGAUAUCGUCGAUGGGGUAAGCGGGAGGGGGACGAUCACAGUGGGGUGGCUUUGGUCGCAAAUUUUGCGAGGGUGAAGUGUUGUUGAUUGUAAUAUUGUAGAGAAAAAAAGAGAGAGAGAGAGAGAUGUCAAGUCUCUUCUAAGAAAAUGAUCAGAACUCUCUCGUGUUAUAUAUGUUACUGUGGAUGAUUAAAUUAAAGGAUCGGAUCUUGUAGUGAAAUUGAAUCUCGAAUUUUAGACGAGGCUUGAAAUA
Molecule: messenger RNA, 2470 nt
Organism: Tarenaya hassleriana
Lineage: Eukaryota; Viridiplantae; Streptophyta; Magnoliopsida; Brassicales; Cleomaceae
Product: exocyst complex component EXO70B1
Exons: 1
Coding region: 329-2203 (624 amino acids)
Biological process (GO): exocytosis
Cellular component (GO): exocyst
Molecular function (GO): phosphatidylinositol-4,5-bisphosphate binding
Source: RefSeq, a predicted model, not a curated record